Messenger RNA from Scatophagus argus, 3810 nucleotides. Its product is annotated as GTPase IMAP family member 9-like. Lineage: Eukaryota; Metazoa; Chordata; Actinopteri; Scatophagidae. The record is from RefSeq and is a predicted model, not a curated record. Bases 91 to 1104 code for a protein of 337 amino acids. The transcript is spliced from 2 exons. Gene Ontology annotation, molecular function: GTP binding.
CACUGUGACUAUUUACAGGAAUGGCAUGCUGUAAACGACCAACUGACAAAGAGGAGAAGGAGCAUCUGAACUGCACUCUGUAACCCAAACAUGGCCAGCAAAUACUACUACGAACAAAAUGGUCUGAGGAUAGUGAUGGUUGGGAAGACUGGUAAUGGGAAGAGUGCCACUGGAAACACCAUUCUGGGACGACAAUGCUUUGAAUCAAAGUUCAGUGCAAAAUCUAUGACUGUAGACUGUGCUUCAGCCAAAGCUGUGGUGGAUGGGCAAAAGGUUGCUGUUAUCGACACCCCAGGCCUGUUUGACACCAGAUUUGGCAUGGACAAAACGGGUCAAGAUAUACGCCAGUGCAUCUCUUAUGCUCUUCCCGGACCCCAUAUAUUCCUGGUUGUCAUCAGGCUGGGCAGAUACACUGAAGAGGAAAAGCAGACGGUGCAAAAGAUUCAAGAAAUCUUUGGCCAGGCAGCAGAUAGAUAUAGCAUGGUUCUCUUCACUGGUGGUGACCUUCUUGAAGACACUAUUGAGGCAUUCCUGGAAGGUUGUUCAGAUCUGCAGGAACUUGUGGGCAGAUGUAACGGCCAGUACCAUGUCUUCAAUAACAAGACAAAGGAUCGCACUCAGGUCACUGAGCUGCUCCAGAAGAUCAGAUGUAUAGUCCAGAAGAAUGGAGGAAGCCACUACACCAAUGAGAUGUUCCAAGAGGCAGAGAGGGCAAUCGAAGAGGAGAAACAACGCAUCCUGAAAGAGAAAGAGGAACAGAUACAAAAAGAGAAAGAGGAACUGGAGAGGAAACUUCAGAAAGAACAUGAAGAAAAGAUGAGGAAAUUUCAUGAGUUAUUCCAGGCUGAGAGAGAAAGGGAGAUAAGACAGAGAGAGUUGGAAAGAAGGAGAGAAAUGGAGAGAAGGGAGAGGGUGAGAAGAAGGGAGAUGGAGGAAAGAGAGGCAGAAAGGAGGAGAGAAGAACAGGAAAGACAGAGGGAGAUUGAAAAUAUGAAGAGACGUUUAGCGGAACAACGCGAAAGGGAAUUGGAAGAGGAAAGACAAAGGUUGAGAAGGCAAGCACAGCAGCAAGCUGAGUCAAAUGAUGAUUGUAUAAUCCUCUGAUUUUAUUUUCCUGUCUUAAUGUGUGAGAUACUCAACUGAGGUAAACUAUUUCACUAUUUAUCACUGCUACUAAUUAAGAGGAAAAAACAAUCAAACAUCCCUUUUCAUUGUAACACUAGAUGGUAACUGAUCAGCCAUAAACCUACUUUUAAAACUCUACAUUUCCUAUUCAGAAUUGAGAACAAUCACUAGCAAAAAUGCCCACAAAACAUGGACGCUGUUUUGUUGUCACUGAUGAGCUGACAAAUGACAAUGAGUAUACAAACUUCAAGUAGUAAAAUACAUGUCAUUAAAGCUUCAAAUUUUAAUUCUAUGGACUAUAUAAUAUUGGGGAAAAAAAUACAGUAUCUUAACCAAAUUGCGUUCCCUGAAAAUAGUUGAAUCGUUUUCUACCAGGAGCUAAAUAACUUGAAUCUUGAAUGGCUAUUUUAACAAUUUGGAUAUCAGCCUCAUCACACUCAGUGAGGUCAUGAAAUUAAAUUUAUCUAGAAAGUGAAUGCGAAAAAUCACUCCUCGUCCUAUUGAAAAUAGGGCUGUCAAUGACAUGGACAACCAUAUUAUGAAAUACUACAACAGUUCAAGUUCUUUCUCUUUGUCAGGAUCAGCUUGUUUAACAUGGAUACUAUGCAUCAAAUCAAUAUGACAUGGAGUUCCCCAGGGCUCAAUUCUCAGACUAUUUCUUUUAGCCAUUUCAACUAAUACAGGUAACCCGAAGUUCUUUGCCAGGAAACCCGUGUAUAAAAACCAACAAAAUAAAAAUCAAGAUUAAACACAUAAACAACUUAAGUGUAUGCGUACAUCAAAGAGUUAGGUACCAUGAAACAUUUCCUUCAAAAACCCACACAAUUAUUUCCAAUGGGCAACUCUCAGGCAAGUUCAGUUUUAAGGACGACAAAAAACCCUGCAUCAACGUGAUGAGGGAUAAGAACUACCUGUAAGACAGAAUCCAUCUUUAGCAAAAAAUUAUGUUAUACAUACCUUGAGUUUUGAGUUCCCCCAGCAGUGUGAGUUACUUCAGUACAAAUUCUACUUUCUGCAUUCUUUGUAAAAUAACAACACAAGCAAUUCUUGGCACAAUCUGGAACACCACAGUACGUCUAGAGUGCACUAGAACCGAAAUAAAACUAGCACCAACCAGAACCACUGAAGACAGGACCUGUAAUAAUUAUCAACCACAUACUGUACAAGGUUUGUUGUACCUGGCUCAUGGAUGUUUUGAACUUGGCUCACCAUGCUUUGGCACUUGGCCGCUCUCACAUCUGGAUCUCUGUGAGAGAAGAGACUGCAGACCACUACAUGUGGCUGGUCUCCAGAGCUUUAGGUCUUGCUUCUUCCUGUUCUUCGCAGCAGUAUCCAAAGUUUUCUUUAGAUCUCUUUAAGAACGGGGAGAGAAGUCAACCUAAACAAAACUACCAAUAGCCAUGCCAUAAAAUCUACCUGUAUGAAGUUUACAAUGAUGAAUUUUUGGUGACAUUCAGUUGAUUAAAGGCAUACUUGACAGGGCUCAGGUGAGUCAAAUUAAAAUGCUCACCAUGGGAAAUUACAAAAAGUUGCAAGGAAGGAGUUUAGCAGAUGCAAAUAUUGUUAACAGAAUAAGAAUUCUUAUUUCAUUCUCUCUUCCUCCUUUGAUCCAAUGGCUGCUUGACGAUGAUUGACAAGUCUAAUUAUUUUGUAGAAACGUCAUGCAUUCGAAUGAAACCUUACAAACUGCUCUGAUUAUUAAACAUGUCAAUAAACCAGCUAUGCUAACAUUAAUCCUCAGCCAAAACAACAAAAGCAUUCAUUUCAUAGCUGUCACAAGCUAAGAAAAACUUGAUCACUGCAAAGUAACGCAUUGUAAUUACUGACAAAGCAAUCCCUGGCAGGAAAACUGUCCUGCCCUGCUGGCUGCACAUCAACAACUGUAGAUUCCAUCACAUAACGCAAACUAAUAGGCUAGGAGUUGAUUUAGUUCGGCACCAACGCAGCUGAAUUUAUUUGACCAAUUUAAAAUUGGUCUAUUAUUAACCUCAGCUACAUAAACAUCCAGUCUGUUAUAAACACAUAAUACUUGAACAUGCAAAAUUUAUAUGACAUUUUUUACUCUACCAACUCCUGAAAGUGCUUUAAAACACUUGACACAUUGACCCAUUCACACACACAUUCAUACAAUAAUGACAUAUGCAGUGUGCUGACCUGCUCAUCAGAGGUGAAACAGAGCUUCUUAUAAAACACAGCCCACAAUAUUUCCAUGCUCAUUCACACAUGCACUCACACAACAUCUAGCAGAAUCUACCCUGUACCAUCUAUCAUCAGUAGCAAUUUGGAUCAGAGCUGGAAAGUGACUCAUAGACCUUCUGACUGGUCAAGGCACCUACAUGGACACUGCAUCAUGACAACAUUUAACCCUGUGGAUGGCUGCUGGAGCCUCCACUCUCAGGGAAGGCUCCAAGCCUCCACCUGAAAAGGUUGGGGAAAAAUGUCAAAGUUGAAAUUGAGGAGGAAUACAGGACAAUUUCAACUCAUAUAGUUAAUGUUCAUGGCAGUCUGAAGAGGUCAAAAUGUGAACAGAUUAUUCAAAUUAAUCAGCUACUAAUAUCACAUAUGGAUUUCCUUCCCAGAAGUAGUGUUCAUGUUCUUGCAGUGUGAUAUUUUUCAGUACUGUUGUGUAAUGUUGAAUAAAUGCUUUAAUUUCAAUAUGGAUCUGAUUUGUGUAUGUGUGUGUGU